ACAGUGAAAUGUUGAUCUGUUCACGUUAAAUUGGUUAUAGAAACGGACACCUGCCCAGGUGUUACAGUGGCCACGUAACUGUUGUUAAACACCAACUGAGCAGUGAGUCUGGAUCCGAGUCUAUUAUCGCGCGAAAACCGCGGAGACGCAGGGAGCUCCGAGGAGAGGAGGUCAAAGGUCAGAGGAAAUAGAGAUUGUCCAAUCAGAGGAGCUGAUGUCAUCGGUGAAGCAGAGGUACUGUGACAUCAGCCCUGUCACGCUGCAGGUGGUGGGUGGGGCUGUGAGCUCCAGUCUUUACUGCGGGGAGGUGCAGGGUCUGUCGGGGGAGGCGGGGGGGCUGGUGGAGUCCUUCCUGGUGGAGCUUUAUCGCUGUAAACUCUGUCAAUUCACCUGCGGCCUCAAGACCUCCAUCAGCAGCCACCUGCUUCUCAGGCACCGCCCCGCUGCCCUCACCUACCUGGAGGAAGUUGACGAAGGGGCCGGGGCUGAGGGUGGAGAAGAGGUGGGUCUCCAACGGGGGGUGUCACCCUAUCGGCUGGAUCUGAACGGAGAGUCGAAGCAGAGCGACGAGGACGAGGAGUUCCUGCUCUACAAUAUGCUGGACAACAUGAGCCCGCCCACCUGUGACAUCAGCAGCGAGGGGGGGCUGCAGGUCGCACACACCUGUGAGGUCAGCACUCUGUUUGAGGAGGAAGAGGAGGAUGACUCCUCCAUCUUCCCCCUGAAGGGGAGUCCAGUGGAUCUGUCUUGUUCCAUCGACCCCCCCGCCACCCAGGAGGAGAUGGCUCAGUCCGCUCACCUCAUGACUCUGGGACUGUGUCGCAUUUCAGCAGCCAGACCUCCUCCUCCUCCUGCUCUUCCUCCCCACUCCUCCUCCUGCCCUGCCCAACACCCCCCUCCCCCUGAAGACUCCCCCCACCUGCCCCAGGCCACCAGCCUGAAGCAGAGUGGGACGGAUUGCCGACAGACGAGGACGCCACCCUCCGGCAGACGGAGGCUGCCAUGUUUCCUGUGUCCCGUGACGCUGCCAUCCUGCCGUCUGCUGGACGUCCACGUCCGGUCCCACCGAGCGGGCGGCGGCUUCAGCUGCAUCCGCUGCAGCUGGACGGCCGACAGCUGGGAGGAGCUGGAGCCUCACUGGAAGAGCCACUGCAAGAGGAGGAGGAGGAGGAGGAGGAGGGAAGAAGAGGAGAAGAAGAAGAAGGCGGUGGUGUCACGAAACGUUCACCAGCAAACACAUCAACAUGGCAGCUGCUCUGACACAUGGAGGGGCCUGCCGAUUGCACCAGCAGGAGGGAAGGAGGCGGAGCAUACAGACAGUCAGACCAGUAGACCUCAGACUGGUUCACUGCAGAGCGUCACAGGAAAGAAGAAGAAGAAGGAGAAGAAGUACACCAGAAGAAAGAAAGAAGAAGAAGAAGCGGAGAAGGAGGCUGAGCAGAAGUCUUCAGAGAUCAGAGCUCAGACCGGGUUCUGUUGCUCGCUGUGUCACAGGAAGUUCUCUUCUAAGCUGACUCUGAGGCGUCACCUGGGCGUCCACGGAGGAGACAAACCAUUCACCUGUCCUCACUGUUCCUACAGCAGUAGACUGAAGGCCUCCCUGCUGCAACACCUGAGGACUCAUACAGGUGAGAAGCCGUACAGGUGUGCUGAGUGUCCGUACGCCUCCAUAGAUCGCAGCUCUCUGCUCAGACACUGCAGAACUCACAGUCAGGAGAAACCAUACAGGUGUCAACACUGUGACUACAGCAGUAUCCAGAAGAAGAGUUUGGACCUCCAUGCUCGCCGUCACCAUACAGGUGAGGCGUUUCCGUGCCGACACUGUGAGUACUCGAGUCCGGACCGUCAGCUGCUCCUCAGACACGUCCGCCGACACCAUGUCCCUUCCCAGCAUGCUGUUCUGUGACCUCACAGCUGAUGAGACACUCUGAUUGGACUGUUAGUUUGUGGGCGGGGACUACAGAGCUUACAUUGAAUCAGUGAUGAUGCCACCAGCCGCGCUGCUGAUGUCAUUGACAGAAGUUUUUUUAAGGAAAAUAAAACCUAAAAUCUGAAUCUCUGUGUUUCUUUUUAUGUCGUAGUGAAAAUGUCUAGUUCUGUCUCUGGUUCUGUCUCUGAUUCUGUUUCUGUCUCUGGUUCUGUCUCUGGUUCUGUCUCUGAUUCUGUUUCUGUCUCUGGUUCUGUCUCGGGUUCUGUCUCUCAUUCUGUUUCUGUCUUUAGUUCUGUCUCUGUCUCUGAUUCUGUCUCUAGUUCCGUAUCUGUCUCUGGUGGUGUCUUACUGACAGUCCGUGAUCAGGAAGUGGAUUAUUCAGAAUAAACCAGAAGCAGCGCCCCCCCCCCCCCCCCCCAAAUCCUGUACAAGCUGAUUACCCUCACUGACCUGACGGGGUGGGGUCUGUGUGAGGGUCGUUAGGUUGACCAAUCGGACCGUUUCAGUCCUGUUGAUCAUUUAAAGCAGCCUCCGACAAUCUCUUAAUUAACUAUUAAUUAACCCUUAAUUUCCCAACACACAAACAUCUGAAUCAGAAUCAGUCAGAGAUCCUUCUUUUGUCCUUUACUUUGAAAAUCUGAAGCCCUCAAAAAUUCCUUAAUUUGAGAUGUUAGUAGAUGUUAACGGCUUCAUGAGUUUCCCCUUAAUUUUCCAGAUGAAUGUGAAUGAUGAGUUUAUUGUUUUUGAGAUGAAGGAUUCUGUUUAGUUAAUGAGCUUUAAUUGACUUCAGAGAUUCAACAGCUUCACCAGGUUUGGAUAUUAAGGGAUUUUUAACGGGUGAGAACACCUUUAAAUGUUCAUAUACCUCUUUAUACCUUAAAAGGACCUUAUUUUUCAGAUAAAGUUUUGGGUUGAUUAUUAAAUAAAGUCAUGGAUUAUAAUUUAC
Messenger RNA from Seriola aureovittata, 2876 nucleotides. RefSeq names its product zinc finger protein 605. The record is from RefSeq and is a predicted model, not a curated record. NCBI's taxonomy places the organism in Eukaryota, Metazoa, Chordata, Actinopteri, Carangiformes, Carangidae. The transcript is spliced from 8 exons. Gene Ontology annotation, molecular function: RNA polymerase II transcription regulatory region sequence-specific DNA binding; DNA-binding transcription factor activity, RNA polymerase II-specific. Gene Ontology annotation, biological process: regulation of transcription by RNA polymerase II. Gene Ontology annotation, cellular component: nucleus. Bases 215 to 1906 code for a protein of 563 amino acids.